UAUCCACACCGCUACAUGCCUAAACAUAUGUACUUAAGUGUAUUACGAGGUAAUACAUAUAUAAGCAAUAUAAGUCACCGCUCCGCCUCAGUAGCACGCGGUCACUCGAGGAAAAUGUUGUUCAAAACAUUACUAAUCUUUUUUGUUGUCGGUCAAACGUUAGCGUGCCAGAGGAAAGUCGAAAAUGCAGACACAUCAACAGGAUCGCUACAAAAUGACGAAUCGACCGGACCAAGGAGACAAUCAACAGAGGAAGGUCCCCUGACUGUGACCCCGGCGGGCCCCAUUCGAGGGUCCUGGAUGGAGACGCGCCGUGGACGUCCGUUCCAAGCUUACCGCGGCAUCAGAUACGCUGAACCACCUGUGGGGGAGUUGAGAUUUAAGCCCCCAGUACCCAUUCUUCAUUACAAAAAAGAGGUGGACGCAAGCAAGGAAGGUCCAGCGUGUCCUCUACCAGUACCACCCACCUACUACAUCGACGAGGACUGUCUCACUAUCAACGUCUACACACCGAAUAAUAACAGUACCAAACCCCUGCCUGUGAUAUUCUUCAUUCACGCAGGCGGGUUCUACUCCAUGACUGGUCGCAGCGACCUCGCCGGUCCCCAUUACCUCCUGGACAGAGACAUCGUACUGGUCACCAUCAACUACCGACUCGGAUCGCUUGGAUUCCUCAGCACCGGCGACGCGCUGGCUCCCGGCAAUAAUGGCUACAAAGACCAGGUUGUAGCUCUACGUUGGGUCCAGAAGAACAUCCGGGCAUUCGGUGGGGACCCGGGGCUGGUCACCAUCGCUGGUUGCAGCGCUGGCUCCUUCAGUGUUAUGCUGCAUAUGCUCUCACCGAUGACAAAAGGCUUAUUCCACCGCGCCAUAUCCAUCAGUGGUUCUCCAAUCAACCAGUUACCUGACCGACAUGACCUAUACUCCUUGGCAGUGAAGCAGGCCGAGCUGGUGGGAUGUCCAACGAGUAACUCCAAAGCGAUCAUCGACUGUCUGAAAACGAAACCAUUCAGAGAAAUAGGGGAUUCGCUUGUUGGAUUCUUUAACCAAUUUUACGACCCAACCCUGCUAUGGUCGCCAGUAGUGGAGCGGGACUUCGGUCAGGAGCGGUACCUCACCAUGAGGCCCAUCGACGCCGUCCGACAGGGCAAGAUGCAUGCUGUCCCUUACAUUAUAAGUCAAACCCAUGACGAGUUCUUCUGGAAAGCCUUUCCUGUCGUGCAAAACAAAACUCUUCGUGACACCAUGAACUCAGAAUGGGACCAAUACGCCCCUAUAAGUUUUCAACUAGCAAAGGACGAGACUGCUGUACCUUCGGCUAGAAAACUCAGGCAGGCGUACCUUGGAGACAAGCCAAUAGCUGAAAAUAAGGAGAGCGCAGACGGUCUUGGGAAGUUGUAUGCAGAUGCUCUUAUAGGAUUUGGUGUACACAGGCUAGUGAACCUGAUGUGCCGCCACUCGCCGCAUAAGGUCUACUACUAUCAGUUCGCCUACGUGGGCACGCACAGCCACUACGAGGAUCCUGUUACCAACAAAUCUAUAGCCGCCUCCCACCAUGAUGACCUGAUCUACCUGUUCACGCUGAGCUACCGCUUCCCGACCAUCCAAGUGAGCGACAGCAAGGACUCCGUAAUGGUCGACCGGAUGACGGCAGUAUGGUACACCUUUGCUAAACACGGCGACCCAAAUCCCCGCGGCAACGAGCUGCCGGAGCUGUCGACACUGCAGUGGCCGGCCAUGACUCCGACGGCGCGCAAGUACCUCAAGUUCGACCGACAGUUCACAGUCGAGGAGAACAUGUUCGAGGACAGGUUCAAAGUGUGGGAAGAACUGUACCCUGUUGAAUAUUAAAGUACAGUUUGAUUAAAGAAAACCAACUUUUGUUAUACUCGGUUAAUUAGAAUCAAUAAACACUAUUUAAUUUGGAUA
Molecule: messenger RNA, 1929 nt
Organism: Galleria mellonella (greater wax moth)
Lineage: Eukaryota; Metazoa; Arthropoda; Insecta; Lepidoptera; Pyralidae
Product: carboxylic ester hydrolase-like
Exons: 11
Coding region: 16-1851 (611 amino acids)
Source: RefSeq, a predicted model, not a curated record